GAAGGGAACGGAUUGCUAACCGAGCUAGCCGGAUCCUCCCGAUUAUAGAAACACGGCAGAGCGUGGUCAUGUUGCACACGGUAGGAUUCAUUUCGUGAAAAAAAGCUCGCUGUGGAAUACACGCCUCGCCGCGUGAAAAGAGGCGAGGGGACUUGUUUUUUGACGGAAUAACAAAGCCGGUGCGUGAGGAUUGCAAAUCUGAGCUGUGAGUCAACGUUAGCUGGCCUAGCCGGACUCGGGAGCUCGUCUCCCAAAACAAGAAUGGGGUCUAGGUCCACUCGGAUUAGCUUGCUAGUAAAGUGACCUUUGAUUGUAUUCACUGAUGGCAAAUUUCACGAAUUACCAGGAAGGCAAGGCAGCGAUGUUGAUGGUGGAGACGCAGCAGAGGGACGUGGGGACGAAAUCCGCGGCCGCCACCGCGAACGGAGACGGCUCGGUCGGGGAACCCCCUUCCCCGUUAAUUAAUAUCGGCGGCGGCGGAGGAGGCGGCUCUCGCUUCCAUCAACAUUUACCGCCCUCCAACCAUCACCACCUCAGUCUCCAUAACCCGCCAAAGGAACAACAGCAGCAGCAGCAGCACCAUCACUACCAGCUGGCCCCGCAGCAGCAGCAUCUUUCCGGGGAAAGCACCGCAGAGUCCCCGGGCAGGAAAGCCUCCUCCUCCUCGUCCCUCAGCCAGGUACACACCGCCGAGGACCCCGCCGCUUCCUCCGCCGCUAGCAGCAGCAGCGGCCAUGUAUACGCCGCUGUGAACGUCGCCAACACCUCGGACGUUGUGGAUGAUAUCCGAAAAUGUGGCUAUUUAAGAAAGCAAAAACACGGACACAAGAGGUUUUUUGUGCUCCGGGCUGCCAGCCACCUCGGGCCGAGCCGCCUGGAGUACUACGACAGCGAGAAGAAAUUCAGGAACAGCCUGCGCUCUGCUGCCGCGGCCGCCGCCAGCGGUGGAGCGGUCGCCCCUUCUCCCCCGAAAAGGGUUAUUUACCUCUACCAGUGCUUCACGGUAAACAAAAGGGCGGAUUCCAAAAACAAGCACCUCAUUGCCCUUUACACUAAGGACGAGUACUUUGCUAUUGUGGCGGAGAACGAGCAGGAGCAAGAGGACUGGUACGUGGCUGUCAGUGAGUUGAUGAGUGAGGGCAAAAAAGGGCACGUGGAUUCAGAUGAGUUGGAUGAUGGGUAUGGUACGGUCACCCCUGGUACUGUGUUCAAAGAGGUGUGGCAGGUGAAUGUGAAACCUAAAGGACUGGGUCAAACUAAAAACCUCACAGGUGUUUACCGGCUAUGCCUCUCAACUAAAACCAUUCACCUCGUAAAGUUGAACUCUGAAACCCCCUGUGUUAACCUUCAGUUGAUGAAUAUCAGACGUUGCGGACAUUCAGAAAGCUUCUUUUUCAUCGAGGUGGGCCGCUCCUCCUCCAUCGGGCCCGGGGAGAUAUGGAUGCAGGUGGAUGACUCUGUCGUGGCCCAAAACAUGCACGAGACCAUCUUGGAGACAAUGAAAGCCCUGAAAGCUUUUGCAGAGUUUCGGCCCAGGAGCAAGAGCCAGUCGUCGGGCUCCAACCCUAUGCCGUUUAUCACAACACGGCGCCACCUGGGCAACCUGCCACCGAGCCAGACUGGACUGCAGCGGCGGUCGAGGACAGAGUCAGUGGUUGGCACGCCGCCGUCAAGUAAGAGCUCUGGGGCGAGUGGUUAUCGCUUCCGAACAUCCAGUGAAGGCGAGGGGACAAUGAACCGGCCGUUCCGCUCAGCCACAGGAAGUCUGGUUCACCUGAACUCGGCACGCGCCCAUCAUGGUCGCCAGGAAGGGGGUGGCAGCAGCAGCAGCGGGAGUGGUGUCGCCACAGGAAACGCUGGCACGAGCACAGGCAGCGGGCGCUACGUCAGAGCAAUCCCAGGGUCGACAUCCACCUACCACGCCCGUUCCGCCUCGCUGCCAGUCUCCCACUUCCCAUCCACCACCAGUCCAGUAAGCGUCUCCUCCAGCAGUGGCCAUGGCUCCGUCUCCGACACGCUCACCCGCCCGUCGAGCGCCUCGAUAUGUGGCUCCCCAUCUGACGGAGGCUUCAACUCUUCAGAUGAGUAUGGUUCCAGUCCUGGUGACUUCCGGUACUUCCGGGUGCGGAGUAACACGCCAGACUCCCUUGGCAACACCCCACCAAUCAGAGAAGAGAACUGUCUAAAUGAUUACAUGGCCAUGGGCUGGAACCGGGAGGUCUUCGGCACCAGUGGAGGCUCUGGAAACAACAGCGGAGGUGACACGCCACGGGAUGAGAGCACGUCGACAGAGGAGGACCGCUUUUCUUCGUCGUCACUGAGGAGAAGGACACACUCUUUCACCAGACCAACCGGUGGUGCAACUGGCGGUUCUGGAGUGGCAGUUUACCAGAAAAUGACCCAGACCAACUUCUCAUUGGACGAGGGGUCAGAUGUCGUGUUACCAUUUGGCAGCGGACUGCUCCGUGGUGGGCCAUCCUCCUCCUCUUCCUCGCUGCGUUCUGACUACAGCUCCUGCUCCGAGCACAGCCAGCAGAGCCGUCCCUCCACGCUCUCCCGGACGGAGGCCAGCGGUGAGCGCCCGCCCCUCUCCUCCUCCUCUGCCAAGGAAGACAGCGGCUACAUGCCUAUGAUGUGUGGCGUGGCUGCGUCGCCACGGGACACUCCUCCCGACUACAUGCCUAUGCAACCCAGCUCUUACUCACAUCCCAUUUCCCAUUCCCCCCAGUUUCACAGUCCAGCUUUAGGUCCCCGUUCAGCCCACCACCCUCCACAGAUCCAGUCCCAAUCCUCCACAGACUCCCACGGUUACAUGAUGAUGCUCCCAGGGGGCAGCGGCAGCUCCCCGUCUCCAGGUCAGGCCUCCCCCAGCCCUCACAGUAGCUCCAGCAUGGCAGGUGCCAGUGGAAGUGACAGCAUAGCGGAGAGACCUGAAAAUGGAGAAUAUAUGGACAUGUCGUACUGCAGCGGUGGGGGGCGCAAGCUCUCAAAUGAAGGGAGCGGUGCGUAUUACACACCUGGCACACCUGAGAGCACCCCAAAGUCUUACAGCCCUUAUUUCUCCCUCCCUCGUUCCUACAAGGCCCCCACCAGAGAGAGGGAUGAGAAGGAGUAUGGGGAGUAUGUUCCUAUGAGUUCUCCUGCCAAGCCAGUAUAUUCAUCAGUUGCCACAGCUUCCAUGUCAACACCAGAGAAGAAGGGUGGAGGAGGUAGUAGCACCUCCACUCCCUCUCACCCACCCCCGCCUUAUGGAGCUCACCAUACGACUGCAGCAAUGGCUGACCGACGCGUCGUGAGGCCAAACCGCCUCCCUUUAGGCAGGAGAAGUUUCCAUGGUCCACUGCGGGUUAGUGAGCCCUCCACAGCGUCUGCAGGCACCUCCACCUCAGUCUCCGCCACUGUCAGCUCAUCUGAAAGGCCCUCCAGUCCCGGGGAGUAUAUUAACAUCGAGUUUGGGGAUCACUACCCCCACCAACAACAGCCCCCUGCUUAUCCUCUCUCUGCCCAAGACGAAGCGCCUUCCCUGGGAUCCAGUGACCACCGUCACUCCCCUCACCAGGACUACAUGAGUGUGGAGGUAGCAGCUGACCAGCAGGACAGCGCUGAAUGUCUGGGUAAAAACCAGUCACCCAGACCCAGUCUUGUUGCCCCCUGGAACCCACCCAGCUAUAUCCGACCCCUGGCUAGCAAUCCCGGGGCGCUGGCCUCCCCUGGAGUCCCCGCCGGUGGUCACUGGAGGUCAAUGGGGGAUGACUACACAGACAUGACAUUUAACCUCAGCAGAGGUGAGAGGACGCAAACGAGCCCCACAGCCAUGCUGCAGCAUCUCUGUGUGAUAGAGGGACAUUACGGCCACGCUCCCUCCUCCUCCUCCUCAUCCAUUUCUCCCCCUCUCCCCCCGUCAAGCCCUGGAAGGGCGCCGUCACAGCAGGUGGAACCCAAAGUGGUUAGGGCCGAUCCCCAAGGCAGAAGAAGACACAGCUCGGAGACGUUCUCCUCCACGUCCUCCUCUAAUUCAACUCCCUCUGGAGGAGGACUAGCCCCAUCAUCCUCAGCCACCCACCCGACACUGGCCAGCUCCACAGCCCCCAACGGAUCUUACCUAACGGAGGGUCAGGCUUCCAGAUGGGCCAGCUCCGCAUCUUUUGACAGCAUGUGGGUGUCCAUGGAGGGUCUAGGGGACUCACCGGCUCACCAUGCUCCAAUAAGAGCCAUGGAAAUGGGCGCAGCCUCCGGGACCUCAGCAUCCUCCUCCUCGGGGGCUGGAGCCGGCAGAAUGUGCAGGAACAUGUCUGUGGGCUACCAGAAUGGCCUGAACUACAUUGCCUUGGAGCUGAGGGAGGAUGGGAGUAACACGGGAGCCAUGACGUCGGGAACCGGUAGCAGCAACGGGAGCUCGGUGGCGGCGGUGGCAGGGACGGUGCCUCUGCCGGAGAACGGAGCCUACGCCAGUAUAGACUUCACCAAAUCUGAUGGAGUCACCACGACAACCAAGGACUGAGCAACGGGACGACAGAGGUUCCCCACCUUCCUCCUCCUCCUCAUGUCUCUGCUCGGGGCACUUGACUCUGCCUGUGACCUUUGGCCUCCCCCUCCCAUCCCGCCGGCGACCUCUGACCUCUUCACCCAGACUGAGAAGCCGCUCCCUUCUGGAUGCAGAAAACAACAACAACAUAACAACAGAUGACAAAAACGCUUGCAGUUUUUUAUAAGUGUAUUUCAUCUUUUAAUUUUUUUUGUGUUUUAUAUGCAUAUCUUGUCCUGUUUUUUUUGUUUUCAUUUCCCCCCCCUCUCUCACAAUCGAUGCUGCCAGUGUGCGCUGCUUUUUUUCAACAGACAUCGGUCAGUGAACUUUGGUUGAGGGGGGUGUCGGCAGAACCCAAGGUAGUCUUAUUAUCAGAUGGUUCUGCUUCUCCGUACGGUAUUAAAAAGGGAGGCUGGAAAUACUAAGCAAAGGCAUUAUGGUACAAACUUGGAAACUUUUAUGUUGAAUUUCAAACGUUAAUUUUUAUUUUUAAUUAUUUUUUUUACCCCAUGCAUAACCCUUCCUCAGUACGGUACCAUACAGUUAUUACAUUGUGGACAAAGUCAUAGUAGAGAAUGUAUUUUUUUUCCUAAUGAAUUACCCCUUAAAUGGUACGAGCUCAUGGCUGGAUCCAUUUUAGCCUCAGAGGCGACAAGUGGCAUUGCACACGUACCGUGCUUGUUCCCGUGCUUUUACCAGUCGGGUGUGGCACAGUGUCAGCACCCUUUUUGGAUCGCUAUUUAAAAAUUCAAACUGGGGAAACAGAGCUAUGGUACAGUGCGAGUAUGGGUUUAUCAGAGUGUACUGAUACAAUGGGAAACCUUAAAAGCAUUAUUCACAUAUUACUAUUUAUUUGUUGCGAUAGGUACACAUAUUCCAGUACAUUUCUUUGUUUGCUUUCAAGACAGCAAUGGUACUCAAUAGGGCGGGGGAUAAACACCAGUCACCAGUCCAGUGCUGGAAAGUUUAGUCUUUGUCUCCUCUCCAAGCUACUUUGCAGAUAAUUGAUGUGUUUAAAGGGAUAGUUCAACAUUUUGGGAAAUGCGAUAUUUCAGUUUUGCUGCCUUCACAUGGACGGUACACGGCACAAGGACAGUACCUUCUUAUGGAGACAGAUUUGAGUCAAUAGAAACACUACACAAAUACAAAAAGAUUUGGCAAAAAAUAUAAAUAUUUAAACUUAAAACGGCAAUGCCGUCUACUGCUACUGUUGCCAAUAUUUUCAACCAGUCUCACCUAACUUUAUCAUCCUGCUAUCCUCCAGUAAAAUGAUAUCUUAUGUGUGCCGUCUACUGUCUGCCUGAUUUCAUGUGAACGCACCACUGUCUGUUAAAUAUGAAGCAUACUGUUUUAUCUUUGCAUAAAGACCAUAAGCCAGGGUUAGCAUGUUAAUGUCCAAAACUCAAAUGUACCGACCAGUACCUCUGAAGCUAAUGGAAUAGUAUGAUAUAUCCUGUUUGUUUAACCUGUUUAACCCAAUGUAAAAAUGAUUAUUUACUGUAUUAUGGGCAGGACUAUUUCCUGAAGUCUUCCCUCUGUAAAACGGCAAAUUACCGCUUUUACAUUUGGGUUUGUGUGCAGGUUAAACAAACACGGUCUAACAUGUUAAUAAGUGAACUUCAGAGGUGCUGGGAGGUGGAUUUUGUUACCUUUGCACAGAGUAAGGCUUUAAGUCUUUAUGCUAAGCUAAGCCAACUGUCACUACAUAUUGAACGGUCUAAUGUUAGAGUGAUAUCAAUCUUCUCAUGUGACGCCAAGCAAAUAAGCAUCAUUCCCAAAAUGUUGAAAAAGAAAACAUUAGUAAGAAAUCAAAGUAGCUUGUAGAGGUUUUGGAAACUCGGCCGCUGUGCCCGACGGAUGGAAAAAGACGUUUUCCCGCCCUGCUGCUCGGUCGGCUUGUGUUAUCCGAAAUUGAAGCAACUGUUAGUAUUUAUUUAUUUUUUUUAUUUUUUUCAGUUUUACCUCAUACAGUCCGUAGCACAGUUCAGGUUAGUGAGGGAGAGUGGCACCAACACACACACACACACACACACACACACACACACACACACACACACACUCACACUCGCAACGCUGUGAAAGGUAAAAGCACAAAGUACAGACGUUGACACUGGGAUGCAAACACUAGCCUAAUGCACACACAAACGAAAUCUCUGCAAGUGAACUCUAUACUGUACGGCAGUGGCAUGUAUGCACACACACACACACACACACACACACACACACACACACACACACACACAGACAUGUCUGUACGUCAUGAAGACGCAUGUCAUGGUCAUGUGGCAUCUCCACUGCCUGCUCUCAUAACACAUACAGUAGUCAUGCAGCCCUAGAAAGGCGAGGGUAACUCCUGUGUGCUCCCAUUUCGGCUCUUUGUCAGCGGCUCUUGGUGACGCACAUUAACACACACACAUACAUAUAUAUAUAUAUAUAUAUAUAUAUAUGCAUGCUGGAAGCUGGGGGGUUCGUCACUGGCUCUGAGUGACGUAAAGAGGUUUCGAGUAACCGGAGCUCCAGCCCCAGGUGCAGCGUGCUGGUCAUACUUGCCCUGCUACAACCUCACACACACACACACACACACACACACACACACACACACACACACACACAUUUAUGCACACACAUAUUGGGACAGGCAGUGAACACCCACAUCAAUCAGUCUUAGCCGGAGCUUGCUGCCUCUUCUCUCUCACACUUCCAACAGACUGAGACGCCCAUAUUUAGCAUUUCUACUCAUGCUCCUCUCCCAUGACUUUUACCCACACGGCUGUUUUCAUAGAAAGAAAAUGUGCUUAAAUAAAAAACAAAGACUGACAGC
Messenger RNA from Epinephelus lanceolatus (giant grouper), 7346 nucleotides. RefSeq names its product insulin receptor substrate 4b (gene irs4b). NCBI's taxonomy places the organism in Eukaryota, Metazoa, Chordata, Actinopteri, Perciformes, Serranidae. The record is from RefSeq and is a predicted model, not a curated record. Gene Ontology annotation, molecular function: phosphatidylinositol 3-kinase binding; insulin receptor binding. Gene Ontology annotation, biological process: insulin receptor signaling pathway. Gene Ontology annotation, cellular component: cytosol; plasma membrane.